AUGGCGAGUUCCAACUGGGGAUAUGACGACAAAAACGGUCCUGAACAAUGGGGCAAGCUGUACCCCAUUGCAAACGGAAAUAAGCAAUCUCCCAUUGAUAUUAAAACGAGUGAAACGAAACAUGACACCUCUCUUAAACCUAUCAGUAUCUCCUAUGAUCCAGCCACAGCCAAAGAAAUUAUCAACGUGGGGCAUUCUUUCCAUAUAAACUAUGAGGACAAUGAUAACCGAUCAGUGCUGAGAGGUGGUCCUCUUUCUGAAAGCUAUAGGCUCUAUCAGUUCCAUUUUCACUGGGGCAGCACAGAUGACUAUGGUUCUGAACAUACAGUGGAUGGAGUCAAAUAUUCUGGAGAGCUUCACCUAGUUCACUGGAAUUCUGCAAAGUACUCCAGCUUCGCUGAAGCUAUCUCGCAGGCUGAUGGUUUGGCAAUUAUCGGUGUUUUGAUGAAGGUUGAUCGGGCCAACCCAAGACUGCAGAAAGUACUUGAUGCCCUAAACGCAGUUAAAACCAAGAACAAACGAGCCCCAUUCACAAAUUUUGACCCAUCUACUCUCCUUCCUUCAUCCCUUGAUUAUUGGACCUACUCUGGCUCUCUGACUCAUCCUCCCCUUUAUGAGAGUGUAACCUGGAUCAUCUGCAAGGACAGCAUCAGUAUCAGCCCAGAGCAGCUGGCACAGUUCCGAAGCCUUCUAUCAACUGUUGAAGGUGACAAAGCUGUCCCCAUUCAGCACAACAACAGGCCACCCCAGCCUCUGAACGGCAGAGUAGUGAGAGCCUCAUUCUGA
Messenger RNA from Neogale vison (American mink), 786 nucleotides. RefSeq names its product carbonic anhydrase 1 (gene CA1). Gene Ontology annotation, molecular function: zinc ion binding; carbonate dehydratase activity. The record is from RefSeq and is a predicted model, not a curated record. Bases 1 to 786 code for a protein of 261 amino acids. The transcript has 7 exons. Lineage: Eukaryota; Metazoa; Chordata; Mammalia; Carnivora; Mustelidae.